This is a messenger RNA of Nematolebias whitei (Rio pearlfish), 2988 nucleotides long. It is a transcript of the gene miga1, whose product is annotated as mitoguardin 1. The transcript is spliced from 16 exons. Bases 148 to 1938 code for a protein of 596 amino acids. Lineage: Eukaryota; Metazoa; Chordata; Actinopteri; Cyprinodontiformes; Rivulidae. The record is from RefSeq and is a predicted model, not a curated record. Gene Ontology annotation, biological process: mitochondrial fusion.
GUCCUUCAUUCGUCUGUUACUGAGGUCAGUCUGCGCGCUCAAGGUAAAGUCGGGCGCCGUGUCAGUGAAGGAAAUCUCUGCAGCUACAGCUCCAGUGAAACGAUGAUGAGGACGAAACCAUCGCCAAGUCAUGGAUAGAGCGCCACAAUGACACAUGAGACGCUCGCGAGCUCCCAGCUGUCUGUUAAAGCCGCUGCCCUUCGCAUGGUUGACCUUCCACUUUUCGUGUGCAGCUCGCUGGCACAGGUGAGCGUCAGCGCCAGCACCAAGAAACUGGUGGCUGCCACCGCCUUCGGCACCGUCUCGCUCCUCCUCCUUGCUCGUCGCUUUCAGAGGAGGAAGGGUAGAAAAAAGGGUCACCCGCCACCGUGGGAGCAGGCUGAGUUUGAGCUUUACACCACUGCAGAAAAUGAUAACACCAGUCAAAACAUCAGUAUUUCCCUCAACUCUCAAAACACCUGCUCAGCUGGUUCAGGUCUGGUUCUCACCACAAGAGAUUACAGGAAACUGUCCGGCUCCCUGACGAGCCUGGCCUCAGUAAAAAGCGUGAACUCGUCCAGCAGCAGCACCUGUGCAGAUCUGACCGCCUGUUGGGACGGACUGGGGGACGCUGACGUCUCCAGUGUGGUCGACUUAUCCGUCACCACGCCUGAAAACCUCUAUCUAAUGGGCAUGGAUUUAUUCGAGGAGGCUCUGCAGCACUGGGAGGAGGCGCUGACGUUCAGGAGCAGGCCGACUGAAGACGACGCGAGCUGCACGUCGGUCAAAUCAGGAGCUGGAGACGCCGUCACUGAGCAGAACAUGGAGGACGCGAUCAGUGUGGAGUUCAUCCACAGGCUGAAGGCUCUGCUGCAGAGAGCUUAUCGCCUGCAGGAGGAGUUUGAGGGCGUGUUGGGGACGUCUGAGCCUUCAUCCCACAGCAGCAGCAGCAGCCAGGAUCAAAUCGCAGACUUUUUGGCCAGAGACGAGCUGGACGACGUCUGUCUGAGGGACAGCAACAGCAUCGCUUCCACAGACUCUUUUGUGUCGGCUGCUGAGCCUCAGCUGUCGGAGCACAGGGAGCUGAGGAGCGCCUUCGCUCUGGGACAUCACCCCAUGUACGAGGAGGCGCUGCACAUGGCCGAAGAGGGCAGCAUCUCCUGCAGGGUGCUUCGGACAGAGAUUCUGGGCUGUUACAGCGACUUGGACUUCCUGGCUAAGCUGCACUGUGUUCGGCAGGCUUGUCAGCUGGUUUUGCGCGACAGAGCGACCAGAAUGUUUCUGGCUGACACGGGAAAGAAAAUCCUGUCUUCCAUCAUCGUUAAAGCUCACAAAAGUCCAAAGAGAUUUGAGGAAGUGUUUGAGGAGUUGAUCUGCUUCCUGGAGCACACGGAGCACUGGGAGGACACGGAGAUGGAGCUGGUUUCACGAGGGGUUAGGCAUUUGAACUUCUAUGACGUCGUUCUGGACUUUAUCCUGAUGGACUCCUUCCAGGACCUGGAGAAUCCUCCGAUCUCCAUCCAGAACGUCAUCAACAACCGCUGGCUCAACAGCUCCUUCAAGGAGACGGCGGUGGCAUCAAGCUGUUGGUCUGUGCUGAAGCAGAAGAGGCAGCACAUGAAGGUGCCCGAUGGCUUCGUCGCCCACCUCUGCGCUGUGUGUGAACAGAUCAGUCCCGUUCUGGCCUGGGGCUUCCUGGGACCAAAGAGCUCCCUGCACGACUUCUGUUGCUUUUUUAAGGACCAGGUGCUCCACUUCCUGAAGGACGUUUUUGACCUGGACAAAGUGCGUUACUCCACGGUGGAUAGUCUGGCGGAGGACAUGCUCCACCUGCUGUACCGGCGCUCCGAGCUGCUGCUGGCCUACUUGGGAGCAGACUUCCCUCGGCCUCCCAACGGCUGCAACGCCACGCAGGUGCAGCUAGUCCCCAGCGCCCUGCUGGAGGCACAUGUGCAGUAGGACGACACGUUCUGUGGUCAGUUCACAGCAACCAUUGGACCAAAGAAAAUAAGGCAUAUCGCUUUUUUCUGUUGACUCUUUGAAAACGUAUGUAAACUGUCAAAUCCACUCACCUGCCAUCAUGCUGUGCUUUGUGGAUUCAGGUAAACUGCACAAACCGCCUGCCUUCAAACACAUCUCCCCACCCACUUCCACAGUGCCAUAGUAAACGUAUCAGCAAUAAUAUUUGUGACUUAAACCUGAUGUUGGGUUCUCCACUCUCUAGUAUAGGGCAAAUUAUUUGCAAGACUGUGACACUAAAAAAUAUUUAUCCUAUUUAUUUGAUUGUAAAUGAUGCAGGGUUUGUUUUGUAGACGUACUCGUGGCUGUUGAAGCUUCAAACUUAAAGUAGGCUGUGUUAAGAUUCAAGUGUCCACGUCUUACUGCAUUGUUGUUUCGUAAGUAAAUGCACAGGAAUAACUGAGAAAACCAGCUUCGGUGUUGUGUUCAGAUACUUGAAAAAGGAACUAGACUCAACCCAUGAAAACUUUAGAUGUACUUGGUCCUGCAACAGCUUCAUCAAUGCAAAUUAUUCAAGCCAUGCCAGUCUUGAAUGUCUGUUUUGAAACAUACUGUCGUUAUCUGUUCAACCACUGCCAUGUAGAGAACAUGCACAACUAACUGCACAAACGUAAAGCUGUCAUUCUUUUCUCCCAACUGUAAUGUUAAAGAGUCUGCCAUUGUAACGCAUCUUUAGGAGUCUCCUAAAGAAAAGCAAUCACUUUUUUAAUGAAGACAAAAUUUAUGGUUUACGCCUUGGAAGAGUUCGAGUUUGAGGUUUUAAAGGUCUGGUCCUUUGGUCAAAAUGAGCCAUGAAGUCUCAGGAAAGUUAAUUUAGGUCCAUGUGAAUUAAUGCUAAACUAAUUACAAACUUACAUGAAAGGGUAGCAACAGAGAAGUUUAUAUUUGCCAAUAAAACCUACACAUUUUCAAAGACUACAUUUAGAUCAAUUACUUUGGGGCAUAGAAAGUUGUACGCACGUGAUGGGUAUUGAAGUCUGACUGUGUGUU